UUCCGAGGAGCCCGGUAUAAAGCGGCCGCUGCUGCCCGCACCCGUCCGCUCAGCCCGCGCCGGCCCGAUCCGACUCGCGCUGACCCGCCCCCGGGGAGCAGCCGGGCCCCAGCCGCCCCGUCCUGACCGACCCAGCGGCCGGAGCCAGCCACCCCCUCCGCGGCCACAGGGGCCAGGUACCGGGCAGAGGGGGAGACCCGGCGGCAGAUUAAUCAGCCACUCGAUGGGGAUUAACAGUGGAGCACCUUUUUGUGUCGCCUUUCCACCUCUGUGUAGCAAGAAUAACUUCAGCACCUUGUCAAUAAUAAUUAUGAAACUGGUAUUAACUGAAUGGCAAUUAUGGAUUUUUAACUCUAAUUCACAGUAAACAUAGCAAGCCAUAUGUUGAAAUUCCUACUAAGUAGCUUCCUGUUUUUUGUUUCAUACCUACCUGAGAAGUUGUGAAAUACCUAUCUGUACAAGAGGAAUAUAAGCAUUACUUGCACCAGGAACACAACAGAAGCUGAAAGAGAAGACAUCUUAGAGAUAUGAUAGUAUUAUUUAUAGAGCUAUAAUAAAUAUAUAUUUUUAUGGUAAUGAAAAUGGCUCCCCAGAAUGCUGACUCGGAAUCUAUGCAAGUUCAAGAGCUCCCUGUGACAGAUCUUCAGAAACCAGCAAACAAAGAGAAUGAGAGCAGGGAGGAGACUAUUAGCGAAGGAUCCAUAAACCGGAUACCAGUACGCCUGUGGGUGAUGCAUGGUGCAGUGAUGUUUGGCAGGGAAUUCUGUUAUGCCAUGGAGACAGCAUUGGUAACCCCAGUAUUGUUGCAAAUUGGUCUUCCUGAACAAUACUACAGCCUCACUUGGUUCCUUAGCCCGAUCCUGGGCCUGAUCUUCACUCCACUCAUAGGUUCGGCUAGUGACCGCUGCACGCUGAGCUGGGGCCGCCGGCGGCCUUUUAUUCUUGCUCUCUGCGUUGGUGUCCUCUUUGGUGUUGCACUUUUCCUUAAUGGCUCUGUUAUAGGUCUGGCCAUUGGAGAUGUCCCAGACAAGCAGCCCAUUGGCAUAGUUCUCACAGUGCUGGGGGUGGUGGUAUUGGAUUUUUGUGCUGAUGCAACAGAGGGGCCAAUUCGGGCCUAUUUACUAGAUGUGGUGGACAGUGAAGAACAAGACAUGGCACUCAAUAUCCAUGCCUUUUCCGCUGGCCUUGGAGGAGCCAUUGGCUAUAUGUUAGGAGGGCUGGACUGGAUGCAGACCUUCUUGGGUGACCUUUUUAAAUCUCAAGAACAAGUACUUUUCUUUUUUGCAGCCAUUAUUUUCUCUGUCUCUGUUGCUCUUCACCUUUUUAGCAUUGAAGAAGAGCAGUAUAACCCUCAACAAGACAGAAUUGAAGAUGAAGCAGAUACACUUUCUAGUGUUAAGCUGAGUGGCAGCCUUCCACCUCUGAAUCGACUGAAUGUAAUUAGCGAGGAAGAUCCCUAUGGGACCUCUGUGUACCCAGAGGAGGUUCAGUCAGAGCAGGACCUUGAUCUGGAGUUCCUUGAGGUGGACAUUGUAAGGAGUAAGAGCGAUUCUGUUCUGCACAUGCCAGAUGCUACUCUGGAAAUUGAAUCAGAGCUGCUGUUUCUACAUGACAUUGAGCCCUCCAUUUUUCAGGACCCUUCAUACCCAAACACUCCCCUCAGCACCAGCCAGGAACUUCUGAAGUGCAAAUUUAACCGCCUGUCUGCUUUCCUCAGGGAAAAUGAAAAAGAGGAGAUGUUGCUUGAUAAUCACUUGAAUGAAGCCAAAGUCCCAAAUGACAAUGGCUCCCUACCAAAAGAUCUCAAUGGACAUGCUCGGAUUGGCAUGAAGCAAUCUAGUACUUCAAACUCCAUGCGCAGGCGACGGCACAUGUUCUAUCGUCAGCCAUCUUAUACCUUCUCCUACUAUGGCAAAAUAGGUUCUCACCGCUAUCGUUUCCGACGGGCCAAUGCCAUUGUCUUGAUCAAGUCCUCCCGCAGCAUGAAUGAUAUCUACGACAUGCAGAAGAGACAGCGGCAGAGGUACAGGCACAGGAAUCCGAGUGGCACCACGAAUUCUAGUGGAGACACUGAGAGUGAGGAAGGGGAAACUGAAACCACUGUCAGACUUCUGUGGCUGUCUAUGCUGAAAAUGCCCAAUGAGCUCCUGAGGCUUUGCCUCUGUCACCUCUUAACCUGGUUUUCCAUCAUUGCUGAAGCAGUGUUUUAUACGGAUUUCAUGGGACAGGUCAUCUUUAAAGGGGAUCCCAAGGGCCCUUCGAAUUCUACUGAACUGCAUGCCUACAAUGCCGGAGUGCAGAUGGGCUGCAGGGGCUUGGUCAUUUAUGCUGCGACUGCUGCUGUUUGCUCAGCUUUACUACAAAAAUACCUGGACAACUACGACCUUAGUAUAAAGGUGAUCUACAUUCUGGGCACACUGGGUUUUGCUAUUGGAACUGCAGUGAUGGCUAUGUUCCCCAAUGUGUACGUUGCUAUGAUAAUGAUCAGCACUAUGGGAAUAGUCUCUAUGAGCAUAUCCUACUGUCCUUAUGCGCUUUUAGGACAAUACCAUGAUAUUAAAGAGUAUAUUCACCACAGCCCUGGAAACUCAAAGCGAGGAUUUGGCAUAGACUGUGCUAUCCUGUCAUGCCAGGUUUACAUCUCCCAGAUCCUGGUGGCCUCCGCACUUGGUGGAGUGGUGGAUGUAGUAGGCACAGUCCAGGUUAUUCCAAUGGUGGCAUCAGUAGGAUCCUUCCUGGGCUUUUUAACCGCUACAUUUUUGGUGAUUUAUCCUGAUGUCACAGAGGACCCAAAGGAAGAACAGAAAGGAUUGAGCCCUCCAGAGACCACCGAAAGCAAUGGUGUGGAUGCAGAGAAACCAACUGCUAUAAAGCUCUCACGUAAAGGGGCAGCCUCAUCAGAAUUGGAAAGCGAGUCAAUAGUUUGAACUGGUCAUUGUUGUUUAUACACAUUCCAAGCAGUUCAGGUGCAUGAAUGCAGAUGCAUGAAUGAGGACAUUCUUAAGGAAAAAAAUUCUGACUCUCUUCAAUAGUUACUUUUUGCUUAAAUUGCAGCAAAAAAAUGGCUCUUUCAUGCGAAAACGUAGAUGAAAUUCUGUAGUCCUAGGAUAGGUUGAACAGAUAGCUAUUAUGCUGAUUGCUUUCUCUACCAUUUAGAAAUUGUCACUUCUGAACACUUUUUAAAUUAAGAACACACAUUUCAAAUAUAUAAAUCUGCAGGUACAUUGUUCGUUCUUGCAUGUUUUUGAAAAUGUCAUGACUGAUUCACAGUGUAUACAAUUAUCAGUUUAGAAAAAUGAAGGUUGCUUGCAAUUUUUAGACUGUAAUUGAAAACAAAAGCUAUUUUGACCCUAGGCUUCGCUAAUUUUUUUUGUCUGAACAUUUCAGAUCUUGCUAAUGUAAUAGGUGAAUCAAAUGCAUAGACGCCUUUCUAUUUUUUCUUUCCUGUACACCCAAUAUUUGGUUUGACAGCUACAAUUUUUUAACAUUUUGUUUGGAUUUCAUCCUAUUUUAGUGGGUGCAAUUACUACCAAGUAUUUUUCUUUGCAAUUACUUGUUUUAAAAAAGCAAUUACUACAGUUUAAGAGAACUGCUGUCAAUUUUUAUUCAAACCGUUCAACAAAUCUGUUCCCAAGUACUGCUGCUUGUCAGAAAUUGAUGGUAUUGGGUGUAUGGUUUAGCUGCUGAUGGAAGUAACAGCAGCUGGGAAGGUGAUCAGCAUUUGCAGUGAGUGCAGAAUUUAACAAGCGGCAUUGGAACAUGCUGUGACAAUUUUAGCAGGGAGCUUUGUGUGUUGAACUUACUAGGGUUAAUUUUUCUCUUGGUAUUUAAAGCUGAUCAUCUCAUUUUGAUGAAACUGCCAUGGAGAAGGGAAUUUCAUUCAGUUGCCUUCAUGGAAUUGAUGUGAGAAUUCUCUUUAGAGGGGAAGGAGGUUGUUGAUUGCACUUUUAGGAUCCUUUAACCCUCUGGUUGGGAAUCACAGUAGUAUAGUCUGUGUCAGUACAACAAGGUAAACCGAAGGCCUACCUCUAUAACUUUAUGCCAUAGUCUGGUUAUAUAAAAAUCUGUGUCAGAAAGAGUUUUGGUCCUUAAAAUCCAAUCCAGGAGCAUGUAAUUCAGUUCCUGUCCCUACGUAGGAGUUGUAUGCUGGAGCUCUUUUGAGCUGCUGUCCUGAUGUAUAAUUCCGGAUUCAGGACAUAGCUGCAGUGCAAAGAAACUUUCAGUGACGAGUGAUAGGAAAGAUACUAUUUUAAUUUAAAUGCGUAACUGAAUUUUUAGCAAUGUCCAAAACCAUGGGUAGACGUAACUCAGACGCAGCAGCCUUUUAAAGUGUCUUUAUAAACAAAACCACCAAACUUCCAGUCCUUUCUUUAUAAGAAAGUGUUUGUAACUCUAUUUACUCAUUUCCACAUGGAAUAGAAGAGACUACAGCGAGUUCACAGGUUCAAUCAGGCAAAUCCAGACCACUGUUGUAAUAUUUCUGCUGCCUCAAAUUCAUUAAAUCGUUGCAGUACUUUAGAAUGCAUGUCUGAAUCAUGCUGCAGUAGUCCUUCAAAAGCAAAGUUAUAUAUAUUUCAAAAGGACAAGCCGUUUUUAAUUACUUGAAUCGUACGUGUAUUUAAGAGAAGAUCUAUAUUCUGGUGUAGUUGAAGCUAACUGGCCGUCUUGCCAAUGUCGUUGAUAAAUUACUGAUGGCAUCAUAUGUUUACUUCUUAGCUGAAGGAUUUUAGGCAGUACUCAUGUCUCUGACAGGAGUGAAUAUACUGUUUUUACAUUGAGUGCUAUGAAAUUCCACCACGUAUACAGAAUUGCACAGGACUCUUGUUUGAAGUGUGUUAAGGAAAAGAAAUCUUUUUUUUUUUCCUUCCUGUGAAUAUUUUUUUAUUAGAACACUUCUGAAUUUUGUGUUCAGACAGGAGAAUACUACUACUGAAGCAUUUAAGACCUUAUUGAAGAAAUCAGUUAGAAAUAUUUCACACUGAACUCUUGGAGUGAGUUUUAUCAUCUCUGUAUAUAGUCUAGUAGGGUUCACAUAUAACAGAAUUGCAGUGCUGUUUCACCUAAAAUUGGCAUUCCUGUGAAAUACAAACCUAAUUAGACAGUUUUAAAGUUUGGCAUCAAUAUUUUAUUGUAAAAUACUCUAAGGAUUCUGCUGCUUUGUUAAACUGACACAGUCAGUAGUUCUUAGUAACUUACACAUAGAAACAAGUUUUAAAGUUACCAUUGCAUGUGAGAUUUGUCUAUCAAUUUAAUCUGUAAUACCAAUCUGGUCCUUUUUCCUCUUGACAAAUGUUUCACUGGAUGUUAUUUA
This is a messenger RNA of Malaclemys terrapin pileata, 5311 nucleotides long. RefSeq names its product solute carrier family 45 member 4 (gene SLC45A4). Gene Ontology annotation, biological process: transmembrane transport. Gene Ontology annotation, cellular component: membrane. NCBI's taxonomy places the organism in Eukaryota, Metazoa, Chordata, Testudines, Emydidae. Gene Ontology annotation, molecular function: sucrose:proton symporter activity. The transcript has 8 exons. The record is from RefSeq and is a predicted model, not a curated record. The coding region runs from base 570 to 2927 and encodes 785 amino acids.